Rhododendron vialii is the source of this 1262-nucleotide messenger RNA. Its product is annotated as probable pectin methylesterase CGR2. Gene Ontology annotation, molecular function: methyltransferase activity. The coding region runs from base 284 to 1066 and encodes 260 amino acids. Gene Ontology annotation, biological process: pectin metabolic process. The record is from RefSeq and is a predicted model, not a curated record. NCBI's taxonomy places the organism in Eukaryota, Viridiplantae, Streptophyta, Magnoliopsida, Ericales, Ericaceae. The transcript is spliced from 7 exons.
GUAAAUACUACUAUAGGAAUAGGAAUUUUUUGCCGACACCACCUUCAUCCAGUGUCAUAUAUAUACAUAUUCAUUCUCUCUCUCUCUCUCUCUCUCCAGCUGUGAAGGCAGAGAAACACCCACCAUCCGUAGUACGUACAACAAAACAUGCAUUUGUACAUCCACAUUACAAAGCAGAUCUAAGAUUUGAUUCAAAGACCAGACAAUAGAGUCCCAUAUCUUGGUUUCUUGAUCUGAAGGGUUAAAAAAUCUUGUAGAUACACUGUUCUUUGAAGAAAUAGUUAUGUCAAGGAGGCCAGCAAAUCCCACAAGGCGAUUAGCAGGAAGUGGUCCAUUUGGGGGAAUCUUCCAUCCCAAAUCACGCAUUCCACCUUUCUUAUCUGUUGUCCUCAUUAUAUUGGGUUUUGUUCUUUUGAUAGGCCAUUUUCGCAGUGGCUCAGGUAUAUUUGGGGGUCAGAAAGAAUCAACAAAUAAGGGUGAAGGUGACUUUUCUUGCACAUCUGAAGUUCAGAAAGCAAUACCUGCUUUAAGAAAAGCAUAUGGUGACAACAUGCGCAAAGUUUUGCAUGUGGGCCCUGACACUUGUUCGGUGGUUUCUAAAUUAUUAGAAGAGGAUGGAACCGAAGCAUGGGGUGUAGAACCAUAUGACAUAGAGGACGCUGAUGGGCGAUGCAAAGCUCUUGUACGCAAAGGCAUUGUACGUGAGGCUGAUAUCAAAUUUCCCCUUCCGUAUAGAGCGAAAUCAUUUUCUCUUGUCAUUGUGUCUGAUGCAUUGGAGUAUCUCUCACCAAGGUACCUGAACAAGACUCUUCCAAAUUUGGCUAGAGUGUCUGCUGAUGGACUUGUUAUUUUUACAGGUUAUCCUGGUAAACAGAGAGCUAAAGUUGCAGAGUUAUCCAAAUUUGGGCGUCCGGCCAAAAUGCGGAGUGCGUCUUGGUGGAUGCGCUUCUUUGUCCAGACCAGCCUAGAGGUGAAUGAAGCUGCCGCUAACAAAUUUGAGCAAGCCGCAACCACGAUGUCGUACAAGCCUAGCUGCCAAGUUUUCCACCUCAAUUCGUAUCGUUGAUAUCCUAGAUAGUUCGAUUAUCUCUUCAUGAUUUUGAAAAAUCAAAGUCAGCUAGUGUUUUCAGUUUUUGAUAUGUUUCCUACAUGGGAGUAAUUCAUUUUGGCAAAGGGAUGUAGAUCAUAUUCUUACCAUUUACACGUGCUUUUUGGAGAAGCUCUUUAUCAUAAUGUUCAUUGUUAUGAUGACUGCUAUUAAA